UAUUUUAGCUUCAGAGAAUCAUAUAAGGUAGAAUUGGGAGAAGAACACAGAUUCUAGAAUCGGAUCACUUCCAAACCCUCACGAUGAGGCUGGGAACACCACAACCUCACAGCUUCCUUUGUCCAGGUCUCUGGCUCUUGACACUAUUUUUACUCAGAACAGCAGAAGCUCAAGGUAAAGAAGAUGAUACAUUAGUUUUAGAAGGACCACGUUGUUCCCCUGGCCCUCCUGGCCCUCCAGGCAAGCCCGGUCCCUCGGGCCCUCCUGGCCCUGUAGGACGCCCAGGAUUUCCUGGGAUUCCAGGUAUGUUAGGAGUUCCAGGACUAAUCGGACCCCCAGGCGCAAGAGGUUUUCCUGGAAUACCAGGCAGUCCUGGAGUGUCUCCUCCACUACAGAAAUCUGCCUUUGCUGCAGAACUGGGCAAAGAUUAUCCAGAACCAAACCAGCCCAUCGUGUUCCACAAGAUCCUAUACAAUGAACAGCAACAUUUAGAUGAGGCGUCGGGUACCUUCACCUGCCAAUUCCCUGGAGCCUAUUACUUUGCCUACAACCUACAGGCAAACCAGAAUUCACAUGUCAUAUUGAUGAAAAAUGGUGUAGAGGUGAUACAAUCUUAUCAGAAUGCUACAGGUGGUUUUGAAAACUUUUCAGGUAGUCUGAUCCUUAACCUGGAUAAAGGAGAGCGGGUGUGGUUACAAGCAAACCAGGAUUAUAAUGGGAUAACCCAAGGAAGUCACUUUAUGGGUAAUCUUCUUCUUUGAAUCCUAGGUUAACAACAUAGAAACAAGUCAGGAUAUAAAGUACAGCAUAAUUAAUCUUCUAAGCAUUUACAUUGCUGAUUUGUAAAUUAUUUCUCUUGAUAUCUGGGGCCCCAUGCAGUGCAUCUUCUUGCAUGCAGAACUAAGGCUGCAUUGGAAAGCUAUUUACAGGGAAAGAACAGCCAUUGAUCUCAACAUGACUAUAGCAACCGUGCUUAUGAUCACAAUCUAAGUAGUUCCAUGUUUAAUUAAGGCUGAGGAUUAGUUCAGAGAAAUGGUUUUAUUAUAUUCGGAGAAGAGAAAAUGUUGAUUCAAUGAGAAAUGUCCAAAAAUUAUGUAGGAAGAAGCCAAG
Elgaria multicarinata webbii is the source of this 1110-nucleotide messenger RNA. Its product is annotated as protein HP-25 homolog 1-like. The coding region runs from base 84 to 761 and encodes 225 amino acids. The transcript has 3 exons. Lineage: Eukaryota; Metazoa; Chordata; Lepidosauria; Squamata; Anguidae. Gene Ontology annotation, molecular function: protein binding. The record is from RefSeq and is a predicted model, not a curated record.